AGUGCUUAUAUAAAUAGAUGGCCGUCUUAGCUUGACAACGAUACAAAUAUAAAUACCAGGGUAAGGGUCAUUAAAGAUAAGGCCCAAAAAUGGCGGUCUGCUUUCAAUUUUCGCCGCCUCUUUGCUGCAGCAGUAGAAUUACAACUGUUCUUCCAAGGUGUGAGUAUCAACCUUUGAUGCCAAAGCACAAACACUUGAUUUGUAAUGGACCUUCUUUGGACUUGCAAGGGCAUUUGAAAACAAUUCCAGAGAGCAAACACAUGACAAAGUCAAGAUCAAAUAAAAAUGAAAUAUGUCGAAGGGGAUUAGUAUUCCAUACAUUUUGGGUGCCAUUGUCGUUCCUAUUUACUGGUGAUUCAGGGAUUGCUCUUGAUACAAAUAAAGUAGCUGAAGAGACAGAUUAUGCUUCACAGAUGGAUGAAAUAAAUGCAUACACAUUCUCUUACCCAUUGAGAUUACCCAAGCAACAAUCCACAUUGAAGUGGAUUGAAUCUAGAAAGCCAGAAAGGUAUUCAUCAGCUGCACCAUUAUCUGCUGAUGCACGGCAACGUAUUGUGUCAGAACGUCUCGAUAUAAAAGAUAACCUUGUUAUUUCUGUUUCGAUAGGUCCUCCAAACUCUCGCUUUCUCACAUCAACAGAUAAGAAUACAUGGGAUGCAAACAAUGUUGCAGAGUCUGUUCUUUCUGACAAGUCUACUGCGCGCCUAACAACAGGGCAACGUGUGCAAGAAACAUCUAUUAUUGACGCACAUGGUGGUAAAGUUGAUGGUGAACCAUACUGGUACUAUGAGUAUAUUGUGCAGAAGUCACCAACAUUAGCUGCACAAACCACAGAUGUGUUUCGUCACUCUUUGGCAGUUACAGCUGAACGAGAUGGAUACUUAUAUUCACUGAAUGCUUCUGCACUUAAUUCAAGCUGGAAUAUGAUGGAACCUUUGCUACGGAAAAGCAUAUCCUCAUUUUCUUUGCUUCCUCCAACACAAAAUUACGUUCCUCCUUACAAAGAUCCAUGGAGAUUUUGGUGACCUAUACCACAAACACCAAGGGUUAGUUAUCAGCCUUCAGUGCUUAGCAUGAAAUUCAAUGAUGAAGAUAAGCUCUAAUUGGAUUCAGUUAACCGGGUCAAAGCCAAGAGUCGAGCAAUGUGUGUGGUAUCACAAGAAGUUUGAUUUUUAGUUUAUUGCUUGUGGGCUUGGGUUGUUAGCCAAUCAUUUUAUAGAUUGGUUCAUAUAACACAUUCUGUACAAGCAUAAGUUCUAUAAUAUGCUGUACGUUGUUAAUAAUUCAUCCUUUUAAGAGAUAUAAAUAAGAUUAGUGCCUACUUCUGUUA
Messenger RNA from Cryptomeria japonica (Japanese cedar), 1330 nucleotides. RefSeq names its product psbP domain-containing protein 5, chloroplastic. The record is from RefSeq and is a predicted model, not a curated record. The transcript has 12 exons. Lineage: Eukaryota; Viridiplantae; Streptophyta; Pinopsida; Cupressales; Cupressaceae. Bases 90 to 1025 code for a protein of 311 amino acids.